GUUGUGUGUGCGGUCGUACGUGUGUGUGACUGUGCGUCCAUGACUGAUUGAGUGUGCACCUCUGUGUACUACCAGUACACUGGUUAGCCGUACUAGUGUACUGUAAACUUCAGUGGUUGCAGACACACCUGGCGGAGAUAUGCACUCUACUGAGCAGAAAACAACAAACCAGCAACAAUUCAAAGCCUUAGCCCGCAUGGUGGUUGAGCCGCGAUCACACACAUGGAAUCAGAAAUCUAUACAGGGUUAUCUCCAGUGGGACCUGAAACAAUCAGUUCGAAGGAGCAUCAACUACAGAAACAGCUGGUUGACUAUCCUGCAGCCCGGUGACUACUACAUCUACUCCAGGGUGACCUUUUUGAAGGGCGACAUUGAGCAACCGCUGGUCAGCAGGGUGAUGCUGAGGAAGAACGAGACAGUAGAGGACACGGUUGUGAUGCAGGCCUACUGCAAUCUGCACAGCAUCAGCAGGUCGGCAUCGAUCCCUCGCCUGUGCACGGCCACGCAGGGAGAGGUGAUCCCACUGGAGACAGGAAACCAGCUCAGUGUCUGGGUGCUAGACCUCUCCCUGGUGAACUACGAGGAAGCAGCCACAGCCUUUGGGUUGUACAAACUGUGA
Anarrhichthys ocellatus (wolf-eel) is the source of this 619-nucleotide messenger RNA. Its product is annotated as tumor necrosis factor ligand superfamily member 6-like. Bases 140 to 619 code for a protein of 159 amino acids. The record is from RefSeq and is a predicted model, not a curated record. NCBI's taxonomy places the organism in Eukaryota, Metazoa, Chordata, Actinopteri, Perciformes, Anarhichadidae. The transcript has a single exon. Gene Ontology annotation, biological process: immune response. Gene Ontology annotation, cellular component: membrane. Gene Ontology annotation, molecular function: tumor necrosis factor receptor binding.